Molecule: messenger RNA, 2256 nt
Organism: Exaiptasia diaphana
Lineage: Eukaryota; Metazoa; Cnidaria; Anthozoa; Actiniaria; Aiptasiidae
Product: zinc metalloproteinase nas-14
Exons: 12
Coding region: 17-1999 (660 amino acids)
Biological process (GO): proteolysis
Cellular component (GO): membrane
Molecular function (GO): metalloendopeptidase activity; zinc ion binding
Source: RefSeq, a predicted model, not a curated record
UCAAGAAGAAGAUGUCAUGGAUUCCAUUAUCARAACCAAUCAAAAUGCUGGUAAUAAUUUCUACGAAGGAGACAUUAUUUUAACCUCACAAGGCGAAAGAGAUCAGUCUGACAUAGGAGAUGAAGACGAUUCCCAGUAUUCGAAGCGAAAUGCUCGACGGAGUAGAGUUUAUCUUUGGAAAUCUAAGGUCAUCCCAUACGAGAUAUUAAUUCCCGAUGAAGAUGGAAGCUACAAAAGAGUUAUUCAAGAUGCCAUCGCUGAGUUCCACAAGCACACGUGUCUUCGUUUUGUACAGCGAACUAAUGAAGACAAAUGGAUCAAGUUUGUUCAAAAAUCUGGGUGUUCAUCGUCAGUUGGYAUGCAGUUCUACUCAAAAGGCGGCCAAGAARUAUCUCUUGGGAAAGGCUGUGAACAAAAGGGAGUCGUUAUGCACGAAUUGCUCCAUGCUUUAGGAUUUUGGCACGAACAAUCCAGACCUGACCGGAACCAAUACGUUGAAGUGUUUUGGGAAAAUAUCAAGAAAGCUGAACAACAUAACUUCCAAAAAUACACUCAUGGUGCCAUUGACACACUGAAAAAGCCAUACGACUACAAGAGUAUCAUGCACUACAGCAGACAUAGCUUUUCCAAAAAUGGCAAACCAACCAUACUUGGCCUAGGGGCGAACAAACAUACCAUUCUUGGACAGAGAGAUGGCUUUAGCAAGACGGAUAUCUUUGAGAUUAAUGCUCUGUAUGAUUGCUCAGGACCGUCUAACGGAUGGAGUUCGUGGAGUGAUUUUGGCCCGUGCGAAUACAAUUGUAAAAAAACACGUGAAAGAUUCUGUGCUACUGCUGAUAGGUCUGCUUGUCCUGGAGCUGAUAGCUGGGGAUUACAAARGGAAAAUAAAAAAUGUUCUGACGCUGAAUGCUACGCUCCAGUAGACGGUCACUGGGGAAAGUGGUCGGAUUGGWCUCAAUGCAGCGUGACAUGUGACAGUGGUACUCACACUAGAACAAGAAUGUGUGACGAUCCUUCACCUAAAAAUAACGGCAAACAGUGUGUAGGCAACAGCAAAGAGACAGGAGCUUGUCACGCUAAAGCGUGUAGAUUAGGUCCCGAUGAUUGUGAGUUCGAGUUCGGUAUGUGCUCAUGGUUUCAAGUURAUAAGAAAAAUGGCUACAAAUGGAAACGUACUACUGGAAAAACACCAAGCUCAACCACCGGACCAAAUGGAGACGCAUCAGUCAACCAAAAUGGGCAGGGUCAUUACGUUUUUGCGGAAUCGUCAUCGCCCGCUAGAACUGGCAACGUWGCCAAGCUUCGAAGCAAGGUCUUYCCCGCAGCUCCMMRMGGUCGCUGUAUCAAGUUUGCCUACAGUAUGUACGGUAGUGGUAUCGGUGCUUUAAAUGUGUAUGUCAUCGACUCAAAAACUGGAAAGAAAACAAAGUUAUUUUCAAAGUCUGGUGAUCAAGGUCCAGGAUGGCAUAGAACUAAUGCAUCUAUUGCCACUAACGAUGAUUACAGGAUAUCAUUUGAAGUCACACGUGGUAACAGUUUUCUCGGUGACAUUGCAUUGGAUGAUAUCACGUUUAAAAAUGGUGGAUGUUAUGUGACUCCGCCAACAAUACCUCCAACGACUUCAGCCCCAGCGACUUCAGCUCCAACGACUUCAGCUCCAAUGACUUCAGCUCCAACGACUUCAGCUAGUGGAGACGACUUCAAAAGCUUGGGAUGUUUCAACGAUAAACAAGUACAAAAUGCACGUCCUUUUCCUAAAAUUAUAGCUAAUUUGAGAGACGAUGGAAGCUUGGAUUGGAAAGAUCUUAAAACGUCAGUUGUGGACAGAUGUGCUAGAAUUGCAAGGAAUCUUGGAUAUAAAUACUUCGGGAUUCAGUAUUACGGUGAAUGCUGGAGUGGACCGGAUUCACAAGUACAUUAUGACAGAGAUGGUUCUUCCAAACAGUGUUGGGGCGGAGUUGGUAAAGGAAAUGCAUUCAUGGUCUACAAGUUCACUUGACUGUUUUGAUUGCGAAUGGUCCGCAGUUAAGGUUUCGAUGUAGACAAAAAUCAAUACRUUUUAGGACGUGCUCAAACAGUAAAAUGAGAAAUAUAUAAAAGCAGAAAAUAAAAAGAAUUAUACAAAGUCGUCUUUGCACWUCGCUUGCCGUCAUCAAAGUAGCAGAACAGUAUCCACGUAGUGACGAUUAGCUGAGAUUGAGCCUCCUCCAUAGGGUUCUCUUUUCAGUUCUAAAAAAAAUCAAUGGGCUUUCUGUG